Messenger RNA from Mya arenaria, 4319 nucleotides. Its product is annotated as eukaryotic translation initiation factor 3 subunit A-like. Gene Ontology annotation, molecular function: translation initiation factor activity; mRNA binding. The transcript has 23 exons. Bases 100 to 3762 code for a protein of 1220 amino acids. NCBI's taxonomy places the organism in Eukaryota, Metazoa, Mollusca, Bivalvia, Myida, Myidae. Gene Ontology annotation, biological process: formation of cytoplasmic translation initiation complex; translation reinitiation. Gene Ontology annotation, cellular component: multi-eIF complex; eukaryotic translation initiation factor 3 complex, eIF3e; eukaryotic translation initiation factor 3 complex, eIF3m. The record is from RefSeq and is a predicted model, not a curated record.
ACCCACGUGCCACCGGCAACUCGCCAUAUCGCGAAUAACUGCAAUUGUUAAUAAAAACAUUGAAAUAUUCAUAAUUAGCAUGCUGUAAGACUCGACAUAAUGCCGACUUAUUUCCAACGACCCGAAAAUGCCCUUAAGAGGGCUAAUGAGUUCAUUGAUGUUGGAAAGAAGCAGCGAGCUCUGGACGCUCUAUACGAUGUCAUCAAGAGCAAGAAGCACCGGACUUGGCAGAAAAUCCAUGAACCUAUCAUGGAGAAAUACCUUGAGCUGUGUGUGGAGCUGCGGAAAUCACACAUUGCUAAAGAGGGGCUCUACCAGUACAAGAAUAUCUGUCAGCAGGUGAAUAUCAAGUCUCUUGAGGAUGUUGUAAGAAGGUACAUCCAUCUGGCAGAGUCAAAGACUGAAGAAGCUAGGCUGGAGUCUCACCAGGUGGUCAUAGAUGUGGAUGACCUUGAAAUGCCUGACACUCCAGAGAGCCUGUUGCUGAAGGCUGUGAGCGGUGAAGACACGCAGGACCGGACAGACCGGGCCAUUCUCACGCCGUGGGUCAAGUUCUUGUGGGAGUCAUACAGGCAGUGCCUCGAUCUCCUCCGUAAUAACUCUAAGGUCGAGAAACUCUACCAGGACAUUGCCCAACAAGCUUUCAAGUUCUGUCUGAAGUAUGCAAGAAAAACAGAGUUCAGAAAGCUUUGUGACAAUCUGCGUACCCACCUGGGUCAUGUGCACAAGCACCAGCACCAGCAGACUGCCAUCAACUUGAACAACCCCGAUUCCCAGGCCAUGCACCUUGAGACGCGCCUCGCUCAGCUUGACUCCGCUAUACAGAUGGAGCUCUGGCAGGAGGCCUUUAAGGCAGUUGAGGACAUUCAUGGCCUUAUCUCCCUGUCAAAGAAGAGCCCGCGCCCGUCACUGAUGGCAAACUACUACAGUAAGCUGGGUCUGGUCUUCUGGAAGUCUGGUAACACCCUGUUUCAUGCGGCUACACUCACCAAACUCUUCCAUCUCUCCAAGGAUCAGCGCAAGAACCUCUCACAGGAGGAACUACAGAAAAUGGCAUCCCGUGUCCUGUGUGCGACACUGGCUAUCCCGAUCCCAGCCGCCCGAAGUGCCAUUGACACCCUGCUUGAGAUGGGGGAGGAAACAGCCGAGAAACAGAGACGUCUGGCCGCUCUUCUGAUGCUUACCAGCCCACCCAAACGACAGGGACUGGUCAAUGACUUGGCUAAGCACAACCUGAUGCAGUAUGUGUACCCGGAACUGAAAUGCCUGUACAACAUCCUAGAGAUGGACUUCCACCCCCUUAAGCUGUAUGAGAAGGUUAAGCCCUGCAUGGACUACAUCACCUCCAACGAGGACCUGUGUCAAUAUGUGCCUGCCCUAGAGGACAUAAUUGUCACUCGGGUUCUUAAACAGGUUGCCCAGGUGUACCAGACCAUUCAGAUGUCGAGGUUCGCUGCCCUAGUUCCCUUUGCUACCAGCUUCCGUCUCGAGAGACUCAUUGUGAACGCAGCCAGGCAGCUAGAGCUGCAGGUUCGCAUUGACCAUCGGAACCACUCACUCAGUUUUGGCACUGACCUGGGAGUGUCUCAGAAGGAGGAGGUUCCUGAGGGCCCGUACAUCCAGCGCAUGCCAAGUGAGGUGAUCAGAAUGCAGCUGACGCACUUCGCCAUGGCUCUCAAGUACGCAGUGAAGACUAUACAGCCUAGAGACCAGAAUCAACUGCUGGCUCAGCUCCAGGUUCAGAAGGAGGAGCUCAAGUCUCAGAUUAUGAAUAACUACAAGCUCACGUCCAAGAAGGAGCACUCGAGAAUUCUGCAGAGACGUAUCACCAUUGAACAGCGCAAGGAACAGCUGGAACACAUGAAUGAUCAGAGGGAGAGAGAGGAGCAUGAGCAGCAGGAGUCGGUGAAGCGUAAGGCAUUCGAGGCAGAGAAGGUGCGGCUGGAGUCUGAGGCCAAGGAACGGGAGAGGCAGCGCCAACUUGAGGAACAGAGGAGUAUACAAAAGAAGCACGCUUUAGAGAGGAUUGAACAACUCAAAAAGUCUGAGCUUGGCGCGAGGGUCGUACAGAAUAUUGAUGAAGAGGACUUGGCUAAGAUGGAUGUGGACGAUAUCAUGGCUAAGCAAGUUGAACAGCUGGAGCGGGAAAAGAAAGAACUACAGGAGAGGCUCAGAAACCAGGAGAAAAAGGUUGACCAUCUUGCCCGAGCCAAGCGUUCGAAGGAAAUCCCUCUACUUGAGAAACAGUUUGACGAUGACGGGAUCCGUUCUCGAGAAUUUUGGGAACAACAGGAGGAAGACAGGAUAAAGAAACUGGAGGAGGAGCAUGAGCUCCAGAUCUCGACACGUGACCGUAUGACGAGGAUGAAGAAAGAUGCCAUGGACUUCCUGUCUCAACUGAAAGACCGCAGGAAGAAACAAUACAAGGAGAAGCAGUCGGCGUUUGACAAGAAGCUGGUUGAGGAGCGUCGUGCCCGCCUGGCAGCUAGGAAGGAACAGCGCAAGGAGGAAAGGAGGAAGAAAUGGUACAAGGAGAAGGAAGAAGCUGAACAGAAGGCACGGGAUGAGGCGUUGAUACGAGAACGUGAGGAGAAGGAGCGUGCGGAGGUUGAAAAGCGUGAACAAGAGGAGCGAGAGUAUGAGGAAAAGAUGGCACGUCUCCAGGAGAUAGAAGAGAAGAAAAGACAGCGUGAACGUGAGAUUGAGGAACGCAGGGCAGAGGAGAUAAAGAGGGAGGUUGAUACCAAGAGCCGGAGUGAUAGAGGCACGCCAGGCCGCGAUCGAGGUCCGGGAGAGGAGCAGCCCAACCAGCGCUGGAAGCCCACUGGUCAGACUAGCUGGCGGGAGAGGGAGCAGCAGAAACAUGAUAGCUGGAAGAAAGAUACAGCCAGCCCGUUAAAUUCUGAUGACAGGGAUGAAAUACCAGAUGUGCGUGGUCCACCAGAGAGGCGCGUAGAACCUCCUAGUGACCGGUUUGCCAGGCCAGGACCUGACCGGGAUGAUAGAGACAGUAUGCGUGGUGAUGAUCGUCGUGAUGAUGUGGGUUGGAGAAGAGGUCCGCCAAGUGACGACCGUGCUCCACCUACCCGUGAUUCCUGGAGGGACAAGGAGGCGGCAGCUUCCAGGGAUCGAAGGUUUGACAACAGAGACAUACGAUUGGAUAAGGAUGAGAUGAGCAGAAUGGAACGUGAGCGCAGUGAGAGGGACCAGUCCGGGCCGCCCAGGGACGCAGGAAGGAGAUGGGGUGCAGACAAGGAUGGGGAUAGGUGGCGCCGGGAUGAUGGGCCCCCCAGGAGAGAUGAUGGACCUCCUAUGAGAAGAGAUGAUGGGCCACCCAUGAGGAGAGAUGAUGGACCUAUGCGGAGAGAUGAUGGGCCCCCUUCAAGGAGAGAUGACGGACCACCUAUGAGGCGGGAUGCUGGUCGUGGGGACAGUUGGAGGGAGAGUGGAGGCGGAGUUGGAGGAGGAAGCAGCUGGCGUGACCGGGAGAGGGACAGGGGCGGUGAUCGUGGAGGUGAUCGUGGUGGCGAUCGUGGUGGGGACCGAGGUGGUGGAGGUGGAGCCUGGCGCCGUGGGGAAGACCGGGCACCCCGUGAUGAUGACCGGGGAGCGCGAGAUGACCGUAGACCGCCUCCGCCACGGGACGACAGAGAUGCAUGGAGGAAAGAAGCCACUUCUGUUUCAGAUGGCCCACCCAGAGAUAAACCCAGGGACAGACCUCCUCCCUCGCAAGAUGAGGAAUGGACAACUGUGAGGCGCUAAGGGGGAGUCCCACCUUUCAGUGGAAAAUAUCCAGCUGUUAAAUAAGGAUUAUGUUGUCACUUGGACUAGUGUUGCAUUUGUAUCCAAUUAUAGUGUUUUGUUUUUUUUCACAUUUAUUAAUAAUUAUGUUUAUAUAAUGUUUUCCAUCUGACAGGUGAAUUCAAACCCAAUCAUGAAUCAAAAAUGUGUGUUUCAAUAUUCAACGCCACAGAUAUGGGAGUUGAUGUUGUGCUGGCCAUUUGGCCGUUUGUCUGGAUGUAUGUCGUUCAAUUUGUCAGUUAAUAUCCCAAACUCAAUUUUUAUAAACUUUCACAGGAAUCAUUAAUAGCAUGCCUUUUGGGCGCCUUUUCGUCCGCAUGUUCUGCUCGGCUUAAAUUUUCAGAAAUCUUGCUCUUCAAUUCCUUACCUUCAGUGCACCUAAUGAUCAGUUCUUCCACACCGGAAUCUUAUUCAUUUGUCUUCUUUUGACUGCAUUUAAUGGUGUUUAUUCUAUAUAAAAACUUAGAAAUGCCUUCAUUGUGAAAUAAUAAUCACAGGAAUAAAAAUGUGUACAGGAA